GCGGCCGGCGAACACGAUUUGAGAUACAUUUUUGAACCUUCGGUAAAUCGUUAUCAUAAGAUACAUAAUAUCCCGCUAAAACAUUUAAAAAAAUACUUGAAUGAUAAUAAACCAGUGAGGUUGUUGCACUCAAAUCAAUUCUAUCUCGUACUUCACAUUUGGUUACACUGCGAAGUAUAAACAAACCCGGCGUCUCGUAUCUAAGUGUCAUACUACUGGCUUCUGUCCUAUCACAUCAUCGAUGAUGAUCAUUAAUAUAAGUAUUUAGUAUUUAUUAUUUUGCUCAAUUUUUCUUAAUUCUUAACACGGUAUGAGACUUCAUUGUUUUAAUUCAAAUUCAGUAUAACAUACUUAUAUUUUUAUAGAAAUCAUUUAUUAUUGAAAAUUGGUGUAGCACAACAUUCAUAUCAAAAUUAAACAUGAAUAGUGGCAUGCUAUAUGGUGGAGAUGAAAUCGGGGCUUUGGUGUUCGACUUGGGGUCACAAUCGUUUCGUAUCGGUUAUGCCCAAGAAGAUACACCAAAAGCAGAAAUACCAGCAGUGGUUGGUGUCUCGAGCGAUGGUACAGCAGACACUAGUAUGUUAGAACCUGGUGCUAAACAAGGCAAUCGCAUCAACGAAAACACCAAACAUUUCAUCGACGUUAACUCAUUGUGUGUCCCUCGGAAAGGUAUGGAAGUUGUAAGCUAUAUGAAAGAUGGUAUGAUCGAAGAUUGGGAUUUGUUUGAGAAAAUAUUGGAUUACUCUUACUCCAAGUGCUUACAAACAGAAUCGCAAUAUCAUCCAGUAUUAUUUACUGAGUCUCCGUUAAACAUAAGAUCUAAAAGAGAAAAGUUGGUCGAAUUAAUGUUUGAAAAGUAUAAUGUGCCAGCUACUUUUUUGGGCAAAAAUGCUGUAUUAGCUGCAUUCUCUUGUGGCCGCUCUACUGGUAUUGUGGUAGACAGCGGAGCAACACAUACUUCUGCAAUCCCUGUACAUGAUGGUUAUGUAAUACCUAGUGCUAUUGUCAAAUCUCCAUUAGGUGGAGACUUCAUUAGUAUGCAAUGUAGACAGUUCCUAAAAGAGAAUGAAAUUGAAGUGGUUCCACAUUAUAUGGUAGCACAAAAAGAACAGGUAAAAGAAAAAGAAAAGCCAAUAUGGACAAAGAAAAAUUCACUCCCCGAAGUAACAACUUCUUGGCAUAAUUAUAUGUGUAAAGCAGUUAUUCAAGACUUGAAGCAUUCUAUACUGCAAGUAUCUGAAGGUCCAUAUGAUGAGAGAAUAAUAUCAGCUCUACCGACUUCUCAUUUUGAGUUUCCUAAUGGCUAUAAUCAAGAAUUUGGCAAUGAAAGAUUCAAAAUACCAGAAGCUUUAUUUGAUCCGAGUGCUAGUAUGGGUGGUUCCAUGUUGGGUGUGAGUCAUAUUGUUACCACAAGUGUUGGAAUGUGUGAUGUGGAUGUAAGGCCAGCCUUAUACAACAAUGUUAUUGUCACUGGUGGAAAUUCGUUUUUACAAGGUUUCCCAGAAAGAUUAAACAGAGAUCUUUCCGCUCGUAUACCAGCUAGUAUGAGAUUAAAAUUGAUUGCACCUAAUGGAUCCACUGAAAGAAGAUUUGGUGCCUGGAUUGGUGGUUCAAUAUUAGCAUCAAUUGGAACUUUCCAACAAAUGUGGAUUAGUCAUCAAGAAUUUAAAGAAGGAGGUAAAAGUCAAAUUGAUCGCAAGUGUCCAUAGUAAAUUAUUACUUAUUAUUUUAUAUUAUAUAAAUUUUAUACAUUAACUUAUACUUUUGUAGUAUGUAUUUUAUACUUUUUUUUUAUAUAUAACACUGGAUGUCUUGUUUGACAAUUACAAUAUUAAGAUAAACAAAUAUAAUCUAAAUUUAAUGUUUAUAUCCAAAGUCCUCAUCCUGUAUGUAAAAAAAAAGGACAAGCUGUAAUAUUUUUUUCUUUCUGUUUAUUACAUGUGUAUAUAUGUACAAUAUAUAUAAAAUAUAUGUUUAAAAUCAAAGUUGUUACAUCAUAGAUGUCCAAUUUCCAUGAUAAUAAAUAAAUAAAAAAAUUUCAUUUAUUAGA
Molecule: messenger RNA, 2050 nt
Organism: Rhopalosiphum padi (bird cherry-oat aphid)
Lineage: Eukaryota; Metazoa; Arthropoda; Insecta; Hemiptera; Aphididae
Gene: Bap55
Product: actin-like protein 6B
Exons: 5
Coding region: 420-1709 (429 amino acids)
Biological process (GO): nervous system development; regulation of transcription by RNA polymerase II
Cellular component (GO): SWI/SNF complex; NuA4 histone acetyltransferase complex
Molecular function (GO): chromatin binding
Source: RefSeq, a predicted model, not a curated record